AUAUGCGCGUCUGGCCCCGUCUGGAGAUGCUUGGUAUCCUGGACUGGAUUAAUUGGACUUUACGACCAAGAGCGGCUAUAACAGUCUUCUUCUCAGUACGGACAGUUACCCGGUGCAAACAGUGGGAUGUACUCUCUGGAUAACAUAAUCAGUGAUAGCGAGGAUUGGUCAUCUUAACGGCCGCCUUCUGAAAUCGGGUUCAGUGUUGAUAGCAGAUCACUUAUGAACUGCGUGUAUAUGUGUGUGUGUUGUUAUGAUCGACAGGUUCUAAGGACAUGGCAGUGAGAUUUAUAUUGAUGUGUUAAUUCUUUCAUCGGUCAGCUGUACUAAUGUUUAUUCAGCCAUUGAAAGGCUACAAUUCAACGAGCAAUAACAGCGUUGAUGGAGCUAUUUAUGCUAUCUGAAGUCCAAGCAAGGAGCUCCAUGCCUCUACAGUGAACAUUGACAUAACUGUGGCCAACCGCAUAUCACCACUACAGAAACGUUGUAAUUUGGUUCAAUAUGAUGGCCGUAUGGAUACAUAUAUGAGGUGGAAAUGCAGUGUGAUAUUAUUGAUAUAUUUGAAGCUCGCGGACCAUAUGCGUGUGUUUGUUGCAGCGCCUAGUUCAAUAGGUUAUUACAAAUGUGUGAUCUCAUACAGAUGAUACUGAAGGUGCUAUUUCAGUUUUAUUCACUUCAUCGCAAAGCAUUCUAUAUUAUUAACUCAAACACUGAUGUCAUAUUCCAAAACCUUCACCAAUAAGCGUCUCCAUCGCGUCAUUAAUGGAUGCGAGUGAAUCACGUGAAGUAUUCUACAACAUUGCAAAAACUGACAUAAUCAUUAAGUCUCAAAGGAUCGUUGCAUACCACCACGUAAUAAGAUAGAACGCACAUCACCUGUACACUGAUUUAAUAAUGCAUGCCCUAACCAUGGAUCUCAUAUAAAUAACGUUAACCCGAGUUUAGUAUUUUGGCCUCUGCAGUCGUCUAUUUAUGAGAGCAAAGGCCCGGAGCAGUGAAGUCAAACUGAUGCGUCGGAAUUUGAAAAGGUGUUGCCUUACCAUCUGCUGCAAGGGUCCUAUAGGAUUUGGACGCUGAUGACUUGACAUCGACUUUUACAUUUGUCGAGCGUAUUCGCUUGCACUUGAUACGAGUGAAUACAAGACUGAGUAUUCACUAGCUGCUCCAAAAUGUGAAUAUGUCACUUGGUGCAGGAAACCGUUGCGUAAAAUGGUUCGCAUCUCUGGCAGAAUGAUUUACGAGGAUUGCGUAUUGAACCACUAUUUCGUGCAACAUUUACAAUAUCGCUUUCUGUGACCGCGGACUAUUUUGAAUGGAUCGAUAAUUUUUUCGGUGCCUUUAUGAGACUACUAACACCAGUGGCUAAACGGCUGUCCUAGGCUUAAUUGAAUGGACGGACUUCAGGGAAUGACACUUCUGACAACUGUUCUCAUUCCAGCAACCGGCAAAAGCCUGAUAUGUUAUUUAUCUUCGGCGAUAUAUCGAUGUAAUUUACUACCACGUGGAUUCACCUAUCGAUACGUGGAGCCCAUAUUGUCAACAUGUGGAAAUGUGUAACAAGUGGGGAUUCAUGAGGCUUAAUUCUUCGAAAGACGGCGUCCAAUGUUUUGAAACGAGUGUGUUUCUGAAUGGAUAUUCUAAGUAUUCCUCUUCCAAAGGAUUCUCGGUGGUGCAGAUGAAACAAACUCUAUCAUAUCAAGGUGACCAGAGGGUGCAACUAAUGUCACGCUGAUACAAAUCUACACAACGAAAAGGAAUCUUAAUGGAUGUCAGAGAUAUCGGCGUCUGUAGUUGAUAAUAAAUCCUACAGAUCAUAGAGAAGUAUACUGCAAUAAGUACAUCGCCUUUUACUCUAUCUGGAGUGUUGGGAUACAAUAAGUGGAACCGAUUUUAGGACAUCUCAGGGAUUACUGAAUGGGAAAACACUUGGAUUUACCGUUAAACCAGCAGGAUGGUGUUUAUGAUGGACAGUAUUAUUGGGUCUGUAGGACGAGUUGCCAACGUAAAAGUUCGCAAUGAUGACGAUCUGAUUGACCGAGUGAACCAUCUUUAUACAACAGGAAUACUCAUAAUCUUCACAGUGGUCGUCAGUGCUCGACAGUACGUAGGCGACCCAAUCAGGUGCUGGUGUCCGGCCCAGUUCACAGGGGCUCAUGUCGACUACGCGAACAACAUCUGCUGGAUCUCCAAUACAUAUUACAUCCCCAUGAAUGAAGUCAUCCCAGUUGAGCAUCACAAGCGAACAGAAAAAGAGCUCACCUACUACCAGUGGGUACCAGUUGUGCUCCUCAUCCAAGCACUCAUGUUCUACAUCCCAUGUAUUAUAUGGAGACUCCUCAAUGGUCAGUCUGGCAUCAACGUUGACAGGAUUGUAGGUCUGGCCAGUGACGCCCAGUAUGAGAGUCCGGAGAUCAGGAUAAGGACUAUAAAAUACGUGGUGAGGCAUAUUGACAGGUGUUUGGACAACCAGAGGGAGAGUAGGCAUACGUGUUGUGUACAACUGAGACACAUCCUGUCGGCUAAGUUGUCUCUUCUUUGUGGUAAGCGGUACGGGAACUAUCUGGUAGCUGUGUACCUGUUCAUGAAGGUGAUGUACAUAUCCAACGCAAUUGGUCAGUUGUUCAUGCUGAAUGAAUUCUUGUCCACAGAAUAUAAUAUUUAUGGAUUCCAGGUUCUUCAGGACCUCAUCGUUGGUGAUGAGUGGACGGCAUCGCACCGAUUUCCACGAGUGACAAUGUGUGACUUUGACAUUAGACAGAUGCAGAAUAUCCAUCGUCACUCCGUCCAAUGUGUGCUGCCUAUCAACUUAUUUAAUGAGAAAAUCUACAUCUUCAUGUGGUUUUGGUUGGUGUUUGUAUCAAUACUUACUUGUUACAGUUUUGUCUCUUGGCUGUGGCAUAUGGUGUUUCCAACGUCACGGAUGCAGUAUGUGAAAAAGUUUUUAAAAAUCAUGGACCGAUUAGGAACAGGUCCUGAUAAAAAGCUAGCUAACAGAUUCACUAUCGAAUACCUUCGACAUGACGGUGUUUUUACACUUCGCCUCAUAGGCAAAAACUCGAGUGAUAUUGUUGUAGCGGAGAUCGUUUCUGGACUUUGGGACAUGUACAGAAGCAAAAAGUCUAUACAGAUUCGUAACACUACCGGAAAUGGCCAUGAUAUGGAAGGGGAAGAUGUGUAAGCGCCAGAACCGACGGAUAUAUUGCAUUAGUACCUUGUGUACUCAACAGUGCCAAGACACGAUGGUCUGCUGUCCGUGCGCGUAUUAGAUGACCAGGUCAUGGCGCUUCCGAUGGACGAUGGACGACCGAUGAUUGUCGGACGAUGAACCCCAUGAAAGGCUUACAGACUGGCUUUGGCGCAUUUAAGCGCUAGGUGACCAUGUAAGAUCGGCUGUAGUCCUCUGACCAUAGUUUCGGCUGAAGCCAUGUAGUUUAGGGAAAUGUGCUCUCAUUCGUGAUUUUCUAUGCGUUUGUACUCGCGACAGACAUAAUAAUGUAGUCAGGUCGAUAUGUUAGUCUGAAUUUCAUUAAUGACAUUUUAUUGUGAUUCGGUACACAUACGUAGUGUAUAUGUGAUAGGAUAAGAAAAUAUUAUUUUAUUUUAUUAAAUCCAAAGUAUACUUAACUAUAUUCAGUGCAGACUUCACGUGAUGAAUGACGUACUAACGAAUGUAAUGUUGUUAACUUGGUUUUCUAAAGUAACGCUUAUUUUGUAAGAGUAUUUACCUUAAUCAAAGUUGUUACGUACUGGAGUAAUCCUUCAUUAAAAAAGGGAGUGUGGAGUAUUCAGUAAUAAACAAAUUUUCGUGUUUUUUUUGUAACAACCUAUCAGCAGCAUUGCUAUCAUAUAUAUAAAAUGAUAUACAGUUUUAUAGAUGCAUAUCAUUAAUUUGCUCGAAAAAAUAUGUUUCGUUCGUAUUUUCAGAUUGUGAUAUCCCCGUAUGUGAUCUAUUGUUGUUGGUUGCUAUGGUUACAAAGAAUUGCUCUGAUUGGCUGUUACGGGAAGUAACGGGUUAAAUUCUGGUUGUGUCGAUAUCCAAAUGAGCCCGGCUUUUGCCGAUGAGAGGGUUGUGAUAGUUGUUACCUCACCAACUUCUGCUCACUUAGUAUGGAACUAUCCUAUACUGACUUGUAUAUAGCAGUAUAUUUAAUAUAUUUAUGACCACAACAAAUCAAUACUUGUCCGUCGGAUGUUUUGUAAAAUUAAUGAGUGAUUGGGGUUUCAAGCUGCUUUGAACAGCAUUUUAGUAGAAGAAAGGCGUUUCAGUUUUACAUGAACCCAAAAUGAGUCAUGUCCUGGACGUUUACAACUUUGGUGACACAAAAUACACCGCACAAGCAAUAAGUAUCCCAGAAUAGAUUCAAAGCGAAUGUAAGAUUCGUAUCCCCAAGGAGCUAAGGGGCGUAACUCUGCACGGCAAUAUGCAAUGCGUUAAACAUCUUGACCAACCAUGACUUGUGUAAAGGGAAUAUAAAUAUACCCUCAAAUUGGUACUUUGUAAAGGUAUUCAUAUUUGUUUUUGUUUUUUUGGAUAUAAGUAUACAAAACAUCGAGUGACUGACAGCUAACAUAUUAAUUCACAGAGGCAAUAUAUAUUACUUAGCAUGUGUAGACGUUUGAAUUCGCUUUUUGUUCUUCCGUUUAACGUAGCAUCGAUUCAUUUCUAGUAGAUAUGUGUUUUACACGAAGAUAAUUAAUUAGUCUUCAUUCAAUCGUCACCCAGACUCCGACGCCAAAUGAAUUGGUAUGUUGUGGUCUAUUGCUAGUUUAUACAAAUGUAGAUUUCAUUGGGCGUGGUUCGCUUUGUUUGAACAUAUAUCUUAUUUGCUAUUUAUUUCCGUUUAGUAGCAAUGCACAACUUGUGCUAUAGAUUGAGUUUAUAUUUUCGUACAUACGUUACAAAGCUAGUUUUGUCAUAUAUUGCAGCUUUAUUAUUAACUUUCUUUAAGAUUUGCGUUUUUCGUUUUGUUAACUAUGUUGAGGUUUUUUAUUGAAUAUACAAAUCAUGAAUGACAGCACAUUGCCCUUGUAGAUACCAGAGAGUGUUAUGAACACAAUAAUUGACGAAUACUACUAACCAUGCGAUAUUUGAGACGUCAGAUCUCUUCCGUGACAGUACCAUUCCGAAACACUGUAAUGACUGCUAUUGCCUAUAGUGUUUGGUUAGUCCUUGGUCGGGCCAGAAUCUUCACACAUUGUAACUGUUACACACUAAAUCUUCUGCACACUAUUUUUGUAACAUCUGCUAAUUACAAAAGCAUUGUCUUUGCUUUGUAAUAUCAUAGACUUGCAGCGUCCGUUCAUUCCCACCUACAGGAGUUCGAGCCCUGGUUCGGAUGAGCUUGUGUACUCGCGGUUCGGUCUGAUGGCACAAGAAGUUCAGAGUGGUCAGAAAAUGUGAUUGAAGAUUUUGAACUCGACUUUUAGUGUUUUCUUGCAAUGGGACAUGGUCGUUGGUUUGUGUUCAGAUUUUUCACUUUUCAGCUAAGCUGAACAUGGUGCUGUUUACAUAUACAAGCACUAGAGUAUUACUAUAUAAAUUUAACAUAUUUUUGCAAGAUCUCGGAUAAUGGAGACUAGAUCAAUUAGCCUCGGUAGUUGUGGCCCAAUAGUUAGAUAGUGAUUUGUGUUCAUACACGACUAUGCGUGUUUCAAUCAGUCACCAUUCUCAUAACAGAGUCUCAUAACAUUGUGGAUUUCCAAAAUUCCGUUUAUUUGGAAACUAGUCAUUCUACCCUGUUAUUGCCGUAGACAGUUAAUAUCUGUGUCUGAUGUCACUCAGUAUGUUCAUUAGAAUGUAAGUACAAGAUUGUGCUGAACAAAGUAUCAGUAUGUAUACAUGUUAUCUAGAUCGAUUUUCAAGAACUUGGUUUGUGAUAUGUACAAGAUUAUCACUCUUCACUGCUGCCAUUCAUGUUUUGAAACUAUAAACGUUUGUGUAUACAAAAUUGUUGAUUUGUAAAAUCGUCAACUAUAUUGUCAACAACAAGUAUCAUUGUAAACACUUUUUCGUUUUGAUAUGAAUUUGGAAAUGCUGAUAACGAGUAUUGAGACGCUUUUAUGGUAAGAGUGGUUGAAUUUCCAUUUUUUCAUUGUAAUUAUUUUCAUUUAAUUCCAAAUUUUGAUGUGAUUUUCUCCUGAACAUGCACGUGCAAUGUUUUUUAUUGGCCUUGAAAUAACUUCAUUUCAUUUCCUGUUUCAAUCACCCAUUGUAUCUCUGCCCGAAUAUUGAUCCCAUUGUUUUCUAUAGAGUAUGUUAUAUAUACUUACUAAAUUCCCUUUGAAUGUUAAACAUCUAAGGCUGUUAUAGAUGCAAUAUCUUUGUUUUUUACUAAUUUAUUCAGCAGUUAACAUUCUUUUUUUUCUCUUAUCGUGUACAUUUUGCAUUAUUUUUUCAUAGCUGCCUAACAUGUAGCACAUCGACAUUUGCUUCAUUCAUUUACUAGUUUAUUGCUUAAAUGACAUCCAACAUUGCUGUCGUUUUUUUCUGAUUUGUCCCGAAAUACGUGUUACCUACUAAAUAACAUUGACAAGUUAUAGCCGCCGAUCGACAACCUUGAACUGUGAGAACUUAUUGUAUUAUUUGUUGCUGAUAUAAAGCAAAAUCAUACCUGCAAUAUUUAUGCAAGAACAUAACACAAACUAACUUGUUCUCAAAAGCAGGUAUCUUUGUGAACACACUUGUGUUGCUGUGGAGAAAUCCUGCUGAUUUGAUUGUGGAUACCGUUUUGGCACCAAUGGGAAUGGGUUUGAUAUACAUUUAGAUAAUUGGUUAUGAUGCUUUUCAGAACCCGUUGGCACGAAACCAUUGAUAUUAUGGAUUUUAAAAAGUUCAAAUGUAAAUAUUGGUUUCGUGGGAAAUGAUAAAACGAGUAACAUAAAAGUAAAUUACCUUGAAAUGUUAUGAUAGGCGUUUUGGACUAUGCAAACUUAAGCAACUAUGAUAAAAACUUGCAACUGCGGUUAACAGUUCAAGGUUGAUUCAUGGCGCUCGUGACAAAGUCUUCCGUUCCCAGCGGUCAAAUAUGCGUCACUGUGUGUUCUGUUUCCUUCCUCUCUGCAAAUGUUGUGUAGAAUCGUACCAAAGACCUAGAAGGUUCAACGUCCUAACAUUAUAACUGACCAGGUUGAAUUCCUUGGAGGUAGGCGAACACGUAAUAGACAUACGUGUUUCUUGUUAAUCUAAAUAUUUCGAUCGAUAUUAAUGGGUCAUUUGGGUUCCGACAAAUGUUCAGAUACAAUCAGAAAUAAUGUUCGAAUUUAUAAACUGGCACGCAUGUUCUUGGGAAGCAUCUCCCGUAUGGUUCGCCUGAAUAUGAACCAUUUUUGACAUUUGCUUACCAACAUAAUUACCCUUCUGAAUAUAGCGUUAUCGCCAUCAUCUAUACCGAUAUAGCUAUUUAUCGCUAGUGCUGUUGGACGCUUGCCAUUUGGCGAGGAAUGACCGGACUGCCAGAAAAUGAACCUCCAUAUAAGUGCCUUCCAUCUCUACACAACUAUGCAUGAACUCGCCAAUGUUACUGCUUUGUUGUUAUUUAUUUGUUUAUUGUCAUUAGUUAGCACUGCUAUGCAACUCGAGAAGACCUUUCAGCAAUCGGCUGUGAUACAAAGUUUGGUUAAAUUAAUUGAACAUAUGAUCUACAGUAGGUAGCGAGUAUCUUGUCGUUGUUUAAACAUUAUGGUUUGUAAUUUAUGCAUUUAAUAUAGUUUAUUUAAUAUGUUUUACUAUGUACAAAAGAUUUGUAAAUUUCAUUACCGUUUUCAUUAAAUUAUUUCCAAUUAUAUGCCAAAAAGUGCAAUAUCCUUGAAAGUCAAUCCUUUGAGACCCGCUGUUACUCACCUGAUUAAAAUAAUAUCAAACAGUUCUAGUCACGCUGUUUCGCAUGGACAGUCUCAUAAUGACACUGGUGGUGUUUUUGUUUUUGAGACAAUCAAAUGAAUUUUCUACCAAGAAAAUAUUUUUAUGAUCUUCCAAACUGCACACGCCGUAUUCAGGUGAGCUAAUAGCAUUGCGCAUGCGUGUGUUUGAUAUCAUUAUCAGUCAACUAUCAAGUGUGUGGGCCAGACGAGGUACAUUGCAUCUUGUUAAAACGACAUAUAAUAAACAUUUUUAAAUUUCAAA
Haliotis rufescens (red abalone) is the source of this 8122-nucleotide messenger RNA. RefSeq names its product innexin unc-9-like. Lineage: Eukaryota; Metazoa; Mollusca; Gastropoda; Lepetellida; Haliotidae. Bases 1952 to 3178 code for a protein of 408 amino acids. The record is from RefSeq and is a predicted model, not a curated record. The transcript is spliced from 2 exons.